Molecule: messenger RNA, 3150 nt
Organism: Enterobius vermicularis (human pinworm)
Lineage: Eukaryota; Metazoa; Nematoda; Chromadorea; Rhabditida; Oxyuridae
Source: the annotation of a GenBank genome assembly
AUGAGUUUAUUCAGUCAGCUGGUUAAAAAGGCACGGGAAUGGCUUGACCUUGAUCCAGAAGAAUUUCAAAACCUACAGGAAUAUAUUAUUUGUUCGGACGUUCCUGUUCCACCUGAAAUAAGAGUCUUAGGUUUGGCAGUAGGAAGCACUCUAAUUGGUUCUUGUCCGAACUCGCUCAAGCGUUCUCUUCUCCACCUUGUCGUUGAGCACGAACAUGGCGAGUUGCUGCCACUACUGCUUCCAAAUUUUAGUUUAUCUGUCCAUGCAAAGUGUGGUGGUAAUACCGCUGCUCAUUUGGCAGCUUACCGCAGAGAUUUAACAAGCUUGGUUCAUCUUUACCGAUACGAUCCCAAAGUUAUUCAUGACGUUGAUAUUGGUGGAUAUACCCCGUUCCGAAUCUUAUAUCAGGAGUUCCUGCGUUUAGCAUUCAAUGGCCAUCAGUUUAAUAGAGAUUAUCCCGGUCAUGUUUACGCAUAUGGCGAAAAUCCAGUUGCGAAUCUCGGUGUUGGGUCUGCAAAAAUUGUCGCUUACCCAUCAUUAGUAGAGUUGCCGAGGGAAUUGAAUCAAAUUGAUCAAAUUUCUCUUGGCCGUUUCCAUUCCUUAUUUCUUAUGGAUGGUAAAGUUUUUACCUGUGGAUCAGGCAGAGAUGCAAGGCUUGGACUUGGAGUUGAACAUGACGUAGCUCUUCCUCAACUUGUAACAUUUCCAGAGCGUAUAAUUUGUGUUGCUGCUGGACUUUCCCAUUCUGUUGCUUGUAGUGCAAGAAAGAUUUAUACCUUUGGUAACAAUGCAAAGUCACAAUUAGGAAUACCCAAGAAAGAUUCUUCACUGGCGCCUGCUGUAGCAUAUAAAUUGAAAUAUUCAGAUGACGUAUUUCGAAGAUGUGUCGCAUGUGAUUCGUAUUCUGCAGCUUUUACUGAACAAGGUCGAUGGUAUAUUGCUGGGUCUAAUAUACCUUUUCAUGGCGAGACGGUAACUCAGUUUGCAUAUUACCCUGAAUUGCAUCAUCGAGAUGCCGUAAUGAAUGAACUCGCACUAGUUUUUGGAGCCUGGGGCUGUUCACCAAAAGUUUCUGUUUGUGCUAAAGCGAAUCUUAUCGACUCGCACAUCUUUCAUUGCGGCUCGCCCUGUUUACGUUGCUUAGGCAUCUUUGAACAUUCAGGCGUGUGCGUACUGGUGGAAUGUGCCCCUCGAAUUACACCUGGCAAACUUUCAAAGGAUGUACCUGUGUACCUCCUUCUAUGUGAGAACCAGCAGCUGUCGGUUUCUCAGAAACUAGAUGUCGAAUUCUUAGAUUCUGUUAAUCAACGAUCGUUGAAAAUACGACAGGCUGCAAUUGCUAAAAAUGGAGGAUUUUUAAUGACUGAUGAGGUUGGAUUAGUGUAUGAAAGUGAUUUAUCCGAUGCUUGGCGCAAAUCUUCGGCUAGCAACUUGAAAGAAAGUAAACUGACUGUGGUUGUCAAUAGGGUGACUGGUAUAGCUCCUGCUAAAGACGUGUAUAUAUCUCCUGAUGGAAAGAAUAAAGCACUCGUGCUUUGUGACUUAAUGCUCAAAGAUUUUGACUGGAUUGAGUUUUGCUGCCUUCCCAAGGAGAGCAUUUACUGUGACGUUUUUUUUUCUCGUUGGAGCGCCUCUAGCAAGAAAGCGAAAUUGACUGUACGCUUCUUUGGUAGCUCGUUUGCAGUCGAUCAGUUUGUCCUCUUUUGUGCUACUCAUCAGAUUUCAAGUGGUUUGACGAGUAAUCAGUUGUUUGAGUUACUUCUGUUUGCUGAUGCGUAUUGCUGCGACAAUUUUUUUGAUUAUGUCGUUGACCAGUACUUAACAGAUCACUUUGACAUUACGACUCUUCGCGAUCUUUACAGUAUCGCUCGGUUCACCAAACGACCGAGAUUAAUAAGAAUCGUGAAUGGCUUAUGUGCUGUGUUUUUUCCGAUACUUUUGGAUCGCGGUUUUGUUACUGAUCUGUCUGAAGAAGAAAUUAGAAAUAUAAGCGAACUGUACAAAAUUAGUAAAUGCACUUCACCUAGUAUAGUUCAUGAAAAUGACUUGAAAUUUCUCUCCUCUGAACGAGAUUUUAUUAGUUACGAAAUGGACUUAAGGAAUAUCUACAAUAAGUUGAUGGAUUCCCACUCAGGAUAUCAAAAUGAAUUGAAAGAAGAGCUACUGACGUCUAACAAGAGCUUGCAGAACACAAAAGUUGAUGUUUGGUUGUUAAAAUUGUUGGAAGAAGUACGAGGAGGUGGUGAAGAUUAUUUGGGAAUCCUGUUCGAUUUGUUCCGUAAGAGUUCUCAGAAGAAUCGAGUUACAACUGCACGGAAGCACCGUCGUAGUGCACAAGAAGAGGCAGUUAGUGACAUAUCGAGGCGUUCCAUUAGUGAAGUAGUCAAGGAGCCAGAGAGAAAUUCAAUCACUGAAACAGAGGUUACCGUUGGUGACUCAUUUUUAAAAGAGAGCUCAAGCGUUGUAACGGAAGCUUCAGGCCUUAGUAACGAGCAAAAAAGUUUAUUGAAAGAGUUUACAAACACUGUAACGCUCACGCCGUCUCGUUCUUUGAGCAGUAACUUCUGCGAAAAGUCAACAGUUAAGAACCAUCUGAGUUCUCCAUUUGCUGACGAUGAAAACGAUUCCAAUAGUGGGUUUGUAAAGUUACCUUCAUCUGGAGAUUUCCCGCGGAAGAUGAAAGGCUGGAAUAUUGUGGAAGACAAGCAGGCACAGUCAGAGCCGCAGUCUUUUCGUGAUAUUUUAAAAAGCGAGGCUGCAAAGCGAGACCUUGAGAGAUUACCGGGUAUUGAGCAAGUUGGCUUCAAAAAGCCAAUAAGGAAGGACGGAAAUCGUCAAUCUGGUUUAAGCUCGACUGUACUCUCAGAAGUUCUGCCGGAGUCAAAAUCCGCGUGGUGCAAGAUAGCUACUGUUGGAAACGAGGCGUCUCCAUCUUUUCAGGAAAUCUUGAACGAUGAAGUUGCACAGCAAAGCGAGUCUAAGAGGGUUACGAGUACUCAUGUUUUAGAUAUUGAAAUGGAAGAGCACGCAAUUAGUGAAUUAGUUAUGCUGUAUGAGGCGGAUGCAGCCCGCAAUGGAUUUGCAGCUACUAUCUCAGUUGAACGUCUUCACGCUUCUCGAAGCAAUCCCCUGUGGUCUGCUCGUAGCUGA